GUUUCCAAGCGCUAUCCUCCAUCGGACUAUUUUCUGGGUUGCACCACCGUAUAAAUACUCCUCACCGGAAGUGUAACGUUCUCUUCUAGUGAUCCAACAUGGCGGAACAAGGUGAGAAAAAGGAGAACCCCAUGAGGGAGCUACGUAUCCGCAAGCUCUGCCUGAACAUUUGCGUGGGCGAGAGCGGUGACAGGCUGACCCGAGCCGCCAAAGUGCUGGAGCAGCUCACGGGACAGACUCCCGUUUUCUCAAAGGCUCGCUACACCGUGCGAUCGUUCGGCAUUCGCAGAAAUGAGAAGAUUGCCGUCCACUGCACCGUCCGCGGCGCCAAAGCCGAGGAGAUCCUGGAGAAAGGACUUAAGGUGCGCGAGUACGAGUUGAGAAAGAACAAUUUCUCCGACACGGGAAACUUCGGCUUCGGCAUCCAGGAGCACAUCGACCUGGGCAUCAAGUACGACCCCAGCAUCGGUAUCUACGGACUGGACUUCUACGUGGUUUUGGGACGGCCCGGUUUCAGCAUCGCCGACAAGAAGCGGAAACGCGGCCGCAUCGGUUUCAGGCACCGCAUCCGCAAAGAGGAGUCCAUGCGCUGGUUCCAGCAGAAGUACGAUGGCAUCAUCCUCCCCGGAAAGUAAAGGACCACCUUUGACAUCUUUGUAUGAAAGUAAUAAAAAAAGAAAAGUG
Messenger RNA from Corythoichthys intestinalis (scribbled pipefish), 684 nucleotides. RefSeq names its product ribosomal protein L11 (gene rpl11). The transcript has 5 exons. Gene Ontology annotation, cellular component: ribosome; cytosolic large ribosomal subunit. The coding region runs from base 99 to 635 and encodes 178 amino acids. Lineage: Eukaryota; Metazoa; Chordata; Actinopteri; Syngnathiformes; Syngnathidae. Gene Ontology annotation, molecular function: structural constituent of ribosome; RNA binding. Gene Ontology annotation, biological process: translation. The record is from RefSeq and is a predicted model, not a curated record.